AUGUGUUGGUUUGCUUGUGUUUUUACCGUAAAUGCUUAUAUUGAUGGGCUAUAUUGUGGUCGAGAAAAUUGCUAUGAUAUUUUGGAAUCGACGCGAGACAUGACUAAAAAUGAAAUUAUAAAAAACUAUCGUAAACUGGCGCGACAAUGGCAUCCUGACAGACAUAAAACAGAAGAAGGCAAGAAAGAAGCCCAUGAAAAGUUUCAGAAAAUUGGUAACGCCUAUGAAAUACUCAAAGAUGAUGAACAGCGUGUGGAUUAUAACUACAUGUUGGACAAUCCUGAUGAAUAUUAUUCUCAUUAUUUCUAUUACUAUCAGCAUCGUUUGGCGCCAAAGGUCGAUAUUCGCAUUGUCAUUGCCGUUACCAUUUCUAUAGUAUCUGUAUUCCAAUAUUUUGGGGCUUGGAGUAAUUACAACGCUGCCAUUGAUUAUUUAUGUAAGGAUCCAAAAUAUCGAUCUCGUGCGAUUGACACUGCUAUGAAAGAAAACAAAUUAAGCAAUCCAUCAAUGAAAGGAAAGUCGCGGAGAGUCAAAAUUAAAGAAGAUGAGGAACAGAUCAUUCGAGAAGUCAUCGAGUCGAAUAUGGACAUUCGAGGUGGAUAUCAGAGACCUAAAUAUACUGAUGUGUUAUGGAUUCAAAUUAUAUUUUUACCAUAUUACCUCUUAAUGUAUAUUGUAUGGUGGUUUCAAUGGACAUGGAAGUUUACAAUCAAACGUGAGGAGUAUGGCGAAGAGGAAAAACUAUACCUUAUUAGAAAAUAUAUGAAAUGUGGUACAACUCAGUGGGAAGCUAUUGAUGAAGAUGAUAAACUAGAUUAUUUAGAUCAAGAAUUAUGGAAGAAAGACAAUUUUAAGGUCUGGAAACAACAGCAGGAUGAAGAAAUGAAAGCUAAGCUUGCUGAAAGUGCACGUUAUAAAAGUUAUAGACGCUAUAUGAAGAAAGGUGGUCCAGGACAAAUUAGUUUUGGCCCUGAUUAA
Lottia gigantea (owl limpet) is the source of this 978-nucleotide messenger RNA. RefSeq lists its product as hypothetical. The coding region runs from base 1 to 978 and encodes 325 amino acids. The record is from RefSeq and is a predicted model, not a curated record. Gene Ontology annotation, biological process: protein folding. The transcript has a single exon. Gene Ontology annotation, cellular component: endoplasmic reticulum membrane. Lineage: Eukaryota; Metazoa; Mollusca; Gastropoda; Lottiidae.